CGGGAACCCUAUUUUUUAGAUCCGAUUUCUCUCUCUCUCUUUCUCGUUCACGUUCAGAUUGUUUUAGUUUGGUGAUUCUCUUUCCUCUCUUCGCACUCUCUCUCUCUCCUCUCUCUUUCUUCUCUUUCUCUUUCUCUUUCUCUUUCUCUCUCUUUCAGAUUUCUGUCUCUCUCAUCUUUCUCUCUCCAGCAAGGGCCAAACCCUAAAGAGCCGUUUGCACCCACCAAUUGUCAUGGAUGAUGAUAUGUUGAACAUGACCAAUUGGGGAUACUAUGAACCCUUCAAAGGAGGGCAUCUUGGCCUGCAGCUCAUGCCUGGUAUGACAGAUCGUGACACAAAACCAUUUAUGCCUGGUCGUGAUCCAACUAUGUUAGUUAAUACAAAUGGAACCUUUCACCCUCGAGACUGUGUAGUUUCCGAAGCACAAAUGCCAAUCAACUAUGUGAGGGAUAGUUGGAUAAGCCAGCGAGAUAGGUUUUUCAAUAUGCAGCCUACCAAUCCCAAUUAUCCUGUUCUUCCGGAAACUUCAGCCGCCCCAACACAAAUUACACAGCCACCUGAUACAUCAAGAGAUGAGAAGGCUGAUAUAGUUGAAGAAACAGUGCAAAAGGAAGGAGUCCAACCAAGGAAACGGCAGGGUAGGGUUGCCUCAACAACUCCAAAAGCGAAGAAACCAAGGAAGCCGAAGGAUAACAGCAAUGCUCCUGUCCAAAGAUCGAAGCCCAUGAAGACAAUUGAGUUUGUAAUAAAUGGAAUUGAUAUGGAUAUUUCCAGUUUACCCAUUCCAGUUUGUUCAUGUACCGGGACUCCGCAGCAGUGUUAUCGCUGGGGAUGUGGAGGAUGGCAGUCUGCUUGUUGUACUACAAAUGUGUCGACAUAUCCAUUGCCAAUGAGCAUGAAACGACGUGGGGCAAGGAUAGCUGGACGGAAAAUGAGCCAGGGUGCUUUUAAGAAGGUAUUAGAGAAACUAGCAGCCGAAGGCUAUAAUUUUGGUAACCCAAUUGACCUGAGGAAUCACUGGGCUAGACAUGGCACCAACAAAUUUGUCACUAUCAGGUAGUUAGGUGCUUCUGAGACCCAUGACCUCUGGUCUGUUUAACUUGUAUAUAACACCUGUGUUGAGUUAUUUCACACAGAUGUUGAGUUAUUUGUUCUCAGUUAUCUAAGAAUGUCUUGGUAUGGUACUUCUACCUGAAAUUUGAACAUUCCAUUUCUUUUGUUCUUUUACCAUCUUCUUCUUAUGUGACAAGGGAUGGCUAUGUUGGUAUGGCAUUAACAUUUAUGUAGAUGAUCUUUUACUAGAUCGACUAUUUUUGGGUAA
Arachis stenosperma is the source of this 1321-nucleotide messenger RNA. RefSeq names its product protein BASIC PENTACYSTEINE2-like. Bases 233 to 1060 code for a protein of 275 amino acids. Lineage: Eukaryota; Viridiplantae; Streptophyta; Magnoliopsida; Fabales; Fabaceae. Gene Ontology annotation, cellular component: nucleus. The record is from RefSeq and is a predicted model, not a curated record. The transcript has 2 exons. Gene Ontology annotation, molecular function: sequence-specific DNA binding; DNA-binding transcription factor activity. Gene Ontology annotation, biological process: response to ethylene.